This is a messenger RNA of Abrus precatorius (Indian licorice), 2929 nucleotides long. Its product is annotated as katanin p80 WD40 repeat-containing subunit B1 homolog. Gene Ontology annotation, molecular function: microtubule binding. The transcript is spliced from 17 exons. Bases 211 to 2529 code for a protein of 772 amino acids. The record is from RefSeq and is a predicted model, not a curated record. Lineage: Eukaryota; Viridiplantae; Streptophyta; Magnoliopsida; Fabales; Fabaceae. Gene Ontology annotation, biological process: microtubule severing; microtubule depolymerization. Gene Ontology annotation, cellular component: katanin complex.
UCAUUCUUAUGUUGAGAGCAUUUCCCAUCUAAAACUGAAACAUUAAAUUAUAGUUUGCAUUUCCAUAUUCGACCCACUGCACAUUUUCCCUUCUCCUAUUCUAUGUUUCUGUAGAAUUAGACCCAAUUCCUCAGUUCCCUUCAUUUGUGGGGAAAGGAACUUCAUUUCUGCAUCAGAAGCUGAUUUUGAACUUGCCCAACUACAUUAAUAAUGGCAAACCCAGUUUACAAACUACAGGAAUUUGUGGCCCAUUCAGGGAAUGUAAACUGUUUGAAAAUUGGAAGGAAGGCAUGCCGCGUUUUCGUUACAGGAGGGGAUGAUCACAAUGUUAAUCUGUGGAUGAUUGGGAAACCAACUUCUUUAAGGAGUUUGAGUGGUCACACUAGUUCAGUAGAAUCUGUGGCUUUUGACUCAGCAGAAGUAUUGGUUCUUGCUGGAGCAUCGUCAGGGGUUAUAAAGCUUUGGGAUUUGGAAGAAGCAAAGAUGGUUCGCACUCUUACCGGACACAGAUCUAAUUGUACUGCUGUUGAGUUUCAUCCGUUUGGUGAGUUUUUUGCAUCUGGCUCCUCGGACAGUAAUCUUAAGAUUUGGGAUAUUCGGAAAAAAGGAUGCAUUCAUACAUACAAGGGUCAUAGCCAGGGCAUCAGUACAGUUAAAUUCACUCCAGAUGGCCGUUGGGUUGUUUCCGGUGGAUUUGAUAAUAUUGUGAAGGUCUGGGAUCUAACAGGUGGAAAGCUCUUGCAUGACUUCAAGUUCCAUGAAGGACCUGUUAGGUCCCUAGAUUUCCAUCCUCUUGAGUUUCUUCUUGCUACAAGUUCAGCUGACAAAACAGUGAAAUUUUGGGAUUUAGAAACCUUUGAACUGAUUGGAUCUACCAGACAUGAGGUUGCAGGGGUACGCUCAAUAGCCUUUCAUCCUGAUGGACGGACCCUAUUUGCUGGACUUGAGGAUGGUUUGAAGGUGUAUUCAUGGGAACCUGUUAUAUGUCAUGAUGCUGUUGACAUGCUAUGGACAACACUUGGUGACCUAUGCAUUCAUGAUGGGAAGCUUUUGGGUUGCUCGUGGUACAGUAAUUCUGUUGGAGUAUGGGUGUCAGAUAUUUCGCUUAUCAAGCCAUAUAGUGGUGGUGUAGAAACCAAGGAAAAAGAAAGCAUGGAGCAGCAACUUAAUCUGCAGGGAAGACAAAAGGAGAAAGCAGAGGUUGGUGUGGGACCAACUUCAGGGUUGUGCUGUAUGUCUUCUGAAAAUGAGUUAAAAGAGAUAAAGAAUAUAUAUAUUGACUCUUCUGGAGGGAAUCCUGUUAUGUUACAUAAAUCCAGGUCAUUGAAUUCUCCAAAAAUAGAUCUCCCUGAGGAAUCCAAAGAAAUGCUAAACUGGAGUCCUGCAACAGGAGUUCAUGCAAAACCAAAUGAACAAGCAUCUACAAAGUCUUACUUUGUGUCCAACAUUAUACCUCGGGACAUUCCUGAUGGUAAGGACUCAGUGACCUUUUCGAAGAGAAAACCUGGAAUGUUGCUUAAGCCAGCUCAUGUUCAGGGAGCAUCAACCGGCAUAUUUGAUGUUAAUGGGUUUUCAUCAGAUUUGGAUUCUGAAAUAUUUUGUGAUACUGUAAGUAAAUCUGAUAGUGCAAAAGAUCCUAACUUCCAAAUGAAGCUUGGAUCCCUGAAUGAAGUCAGAGAAUCUUGUGAAGAUAAACAUCCUAUCAAGAGUGUUACAGAGAUGUUUGGAAGGACUUUAACACUAGACAGACUUUCUGACCAAGAGAAAUGUGAUCAAUCCUCUCCUUACAGCAAAGGGAUUAGUCCAGUUAAAUAUGUCAAUGGAGUUGCUGUUGUACAAGGAAGGACCCGUUCUCUGGUCGAGAGGUUUGAAAGAAGGGAAACAACACCCACCAAUGAGGAUCAAACUAAUGUAUCGCUCACCACAACAAAUGACAAUAGGGAAAAAAUUCUCCAAGAAGAUCAAACUAUUAUGUCCCCCAUCCCCACCACAACAUCUGAGAAGCGGGAAAAAAUUCCUUUCAAUGAAGAUCAAAACAAUAUGCCUUCCAUUUGCGACAUAACAUGUGAAGUAGACAAGUCUACUAACUUCUUGGUAGUGCGGCAUUUUUGGGAGCGGAAUGAUAGUAAAGGUGCCAUCAGUGCUUUGAGGAAGCUGCCUGAUCAAUCUGUUCAAGCUGAUGUUAUCGGUGUCCUUGUUGAGAAGAUGGAGAUUCUCACCUUAGAUUUAUUUUCUUAUUUAAUUCCUGUGCUCACAGGCUUGCUGGAUAGCAAGAUAGAAAGACAUGUGAAGGUAUCAUUGGAUAUGCUACUAAAACUUGUAGCAGUUUUUGGUCCAACAAUACGUUCAACCGUUUCGGCACCUCCUUCUGUUGGGAUUGAUCUACAUGCAGAGCAAAGGCGGGAAUGCUCCAAUCAAUGCUUUAUGCAACUGCAGAAGAUUCAAAUGAUUCUUCCUAUAUUAAUACGGAGGGGUGGCUUAUUGGCCAAGGCUGCCCAAGAGCUAAAUUUGGUUCUUCAACAAUCCUAGCUAAAGUUGCUCUUUUAAGAACUUCAGCCAACUUAUGAAUGAGUGAUUUGGCUCAACAUGGUAUGGCAGGAUCAUGUACAAAACAUGAAGAAAGCCUUCUUCAUGUGGUGUUUUUCAUCUGCAGCCACCUUCUUUUUAUGAUUUGCCCUAGUAGCGGUCGUCAUCAGCUUCGUUAAUGGCAGAGAAUCAUAACAAACAUGUGGGUUAGCUGAAUGAUUUAUUUGACCUUAUGUUUAGAUGCUUGAAGGUGGAAGCAGCCAUCUAAGUUGUAUCUUGGUCUUAAAGGCUUGUGUUCCUGACAUAUAACCUGUGCUGGUCUUCAACUUUUGUUUUUCUUCAAUAUGUUUCUUCUGCUUAUUAGUGAUAUAUCCUGCACGUUAAAACAUGCAAUGAAAUGUAU